Messenger RNA from Haliotis rubra (blacklip abalone), 2252 nucleotides. Its product is annotated as lipoamide acyltransferase component of branched-chain alpha-keto acid dehydrogenase complex, mitochondrial-like. Gene Ontology annotation, cellular component: mitochondrion; cytoplasm. Gene Ontology annotation, molecular function: acetyltransferase activity; lipoic acid binding. NCBI's taxonomy places the organism in Eukaryota, Metazoa, Mollusca, Gastropoda, Lepetellida, Haliotidae. The record is from RefSeq and is a predicted model, not a curated record. The transcript has 11 exons. Bases 5 to 1498 code for a protein of 497 amino acids.
GAAAAUGGCUACCAUCUCUACACGGCUCGUCAACUCAAGCAUAAGAAAGCUUCGUUUAGUAGCCUGUGGUGUUGCUAAGCGCAGACUGUACCAGACUGUUUCUGCUGCAAGUCACAUUACUGGGAGUGGUGGUGAAAACAAACAGAAGUUUAGACCGACAACUCUUCAACCAAGAUAUUUUCAAACAUCUUCAGCACUUCAAGAUGUUGUGCAGUUCAAGUUGUCCGAUAUUGGUGAAGGGAUCAGAGAGGUCAUCAUCAAGGAAUGGUAUGUUUCUGAAGGUGACAAGGUCGCUCAGUUUGACAGCAUCUGUGAAGUUCAGAGUGACAAGGCAUCCGUGACUAUAACCAGUCGCUAUGAUGGCAUCAUCAAGAAACUCCACUAUGAAGUGGAUGGUACAGCAUUGGUGGGUGAAGCAUUGGUGGACAUUGAGACAGAAGGCACCACCAGUCACAAGCAGGAGGAAGAUGUUGAAGUAGAUAUCUCUAGCAAGGAACUGCGGCUUGAGGACCACUCCAUGCAGAUGACCACAUCUGGCCGCAAAGUGCUGGCAACACCAGCAGUCAGACGACUGGCCAUGGAAAACAAGAUACAUCUGAAAGAUGUGGAGGGCCCGGGGAAAGAUGGACGCAUCCUGAAGGAGGAUAUCACAAGAUACAUUGAAAGUCUGGAUCAUGGUGUUUCUGCAUUUACAGGCAAACAAGCUGCUCCCCAAGCCCCCACUUCACCACCCCAGGCAGACAGGGCACCUGCACCCACCCCACCCCCAGUCCUGAGAACCCCAGCUCCAGUGGGAAAGGACUACACCCAGCCAAUCAAAGGCAUGCAGAAGGCUAUGGUGAAGACAAUGAGCAUGGCUCUCAAGAUUCCGCAUUUUGGAUAUUAUGAUGAAAUUGAUGUCACCACACUUGUCAAUCUCAGGAAAGAUCUUAAGAAGGUUGCAGAAAAAAGAGGCAUCAAGUUUUCAUACAUGCCAGUAUUUAUCAAGGCAGCAUCCCUGGCCUUGAGUCAGUUCCCUAUUCUAAAUUCCAGCAUUGAUGACAAAGUAGAAAACAUCAUCGUCAAGGCUUCUCAUAAUAUUGGUGUUGCCAUGGAUACAGCGGAUGGCCUAACUGUUCCGAAUAUCAAAAAUGUUCAAUCACAGAGCAUCUUUGAGCUUGCAGCGGAAUUGAAUCGGCUACAGCAGUUAGGAUCAGCUGGGAAACUUGGCACUGCUGAACUCACUGGUGGAACCUUCUCCUUGUCAAACAUAGGAUCAAUUGGAGGGACCUAUGCUAGGCCUGUGAUCCUUCCUCCUGAAGUUGCCAUUGGUGCUAUAGGCAGGAUACAGGCUGUACCUCGUUUUGACCGAGAUGGCAAUGUUCGUAAAGCUCAUAUCAUGCAAGUGAGCUGGUCUGCUGAUCAUCGAAUCAUAGAUGGUGCCACCAUGGCUCGAUUCUCCAACCUUUGGAAGAUGUAUUUGGAGAACCCGACAACGAUGAUAUUAGAUCUGAAAUGAUGUGAUAUGUACAUAGUAUUCUCAUGAUCUUACUCAUGGCAACUCAGACAGCGUCACUUUUCCAAAUUCAAUAUGGGCACAAAGUCAGUGGUGUUUGAGUACAAUCAAAAAGGCUAGGUAUGCUCCAUCAUAUUACUCAGGAAAUGCAGUCACUUGUGGAAUAGCUUGUACAGACUUAGCAGGGUCAAUGAAGGUGCUCAUGAGAAGACAUCAUACUACACUUGGACACAUUUUAGAGAAUUAUCUGGAUGCUUUCUGAACACGAUUAGGUGUUCCAAAUGCCUGUGAUAUGGCAAUGAAACUCUUGUUGAAGGUACCGGUAAUAUGUAUGCGCAAGGGAGGUAAUGCAGAGACUUCCAAAUUACUUCCCCUUGAUAUCUUUUCAAAAUAUUAUCUGUACAACCAUGUAACAGAACAAGCCAUGUUUGUAUAUAAAACUUGCUAAGAUGUAUAUAUAGUUUGUAUAGAGUGUGUAUGGCAGAUUAUUGAAUUACCAUGGUUACUGAUAGUUAAAAUGGAGUAAUCUGUCCGGAAUACCUGACUCACCUGUCUCUCAGAUGUAUGUUGUACUGAUUCUCUAGAGCAGUAAUGCAUUGGACAAAUUGAUCAAAUAGUUGCAAGCAUGCAUUGUUGUGUAAAUGGAGGCUCUCUUUUACUGUAAACCCAUGGAGAUCUGGGUUAGAAUUGAUCUUCAGCAUCUCAUGCUUGUCAUAAGAGGCAACUAACAGGAUCGGAUGGUCAGACUUGCUGAUUU